Molecule: messenger RNA, 10378 nt
Organism: Nerophis ophidion (straightnose pipefish)
Lineage: Eukaryota; Metazoa; Chordata; Actinopteri; Syngnathiformes; Syngnathidae
Gene: frmpd1b
Product: FERM and PDZ domain containing 1b
Exons: 17
Coding region: 360-5258 (1632 amino acids)
Cellular component (GO): cytoskeleton
Molecular function (GO): protein binding
Source: RefSeq, a predicted model, not a curated record
GCAGACGGCAAGAAGGGGCGGGGUCUAUUUCCCGCGAGUGGAGGAUUAGACGGAGACCAUCAUGAUGACAGCAUCCAGCACUUAGACGCCCCCCACCGCCCUUACCUCCACCUUUAACAUCAUCAUCAUCCUCGAGGAUAUUUUCCGGGGGGAGAAACGGUCGCGACUGAACCCUCCGUGGGACUCCACGGUCUGCCUUCCAGCCACGAGGUGGCUGCACCAGACCGGGACCGAUGAUCACGAGGGUCCCCCUCCAACUCCUUUCAGCCAAUCCUGGAGGCCCCGCAGAGUGGAUGUCUCAGAGGUGGAGUGGAUGUUUGUGUUGUGGCGUCCUGAAGAGGCAAGCUUCAUCGCGAUAAAUGGAGGAGAAGGAGCGAUGUCGGAGCAGGUCUCCCGCGCGGAGGGCGAGCAGAGUGCAGCAGGUGGUGGGAACCAUAAUACGUCGCACCAGAGAAUCACUAAGCAGAGAGCGGUUGCUAGGAGAUGGGAGGUCGCAACGCUCCAACAGCCUGUCCAAUCAGAAUUACCAAGCCAAGCUGUCCCUGCAGAUUACCAGGGAUCCUGUUCUGGACCACAGUACUGGACACGGCUUCAUCCUCACCACAAACCCGCCCCUGCUGGUCAGGGAUGUGGCCGCAGGGAGUCCUGCAGAUGGCAUACUCUACCCUGGGGACCAGGUGUUGCAGAUUAAUGACACAGCGUUGGAGGAUCUGAACGCUGAUCAGAUAGAAAACAUUUUAAGGGACCUGGAGGAUUGUAUAACCGUGACCAUCCUCCGGCACAUGACUAAUCCCAAGUCAUCGAUCAUGUCAGCAGAGAAGAGAGCUCGUCUGAGGAGUAAUCCAGUGAAAGUGCGCUUUGCAGAAGAGGUAGUGGUCAAUGGGCACACUCAGGGAAACUCUCUUCUCUUCCUGCCCAACGUUCUAAAAGUUUAUUUAGAGAACGGACAGACCAAGGCCUUCAAGUUCGACCACACUACGACUGUUAAGGAUAUUGUUCUGACUCUGAAGGAUAAACUCUCCAUCCGGGCCAUCGAGUACUUUGCCCUGGUGCUGGAGCAACAGUACAGCAUCACCAAGCUUCUGCUGCUGCAUGAAGACGAGCUUAUUCAGAGGGUGGUGCAGAAAAAGGACUCCCAUGAUUAUAGAUGUCUGUUCCGAGUGUGUUUCAUUCCAAGAGAUCCUAUGGACCUGCAGCAGGAUGACUCCUUUGCCUUUGAAUACCUCUUUUUACAGAGUGUUGGCGACGUACUACAGGAGCGCUUUGCUGUUGAGAUGAAGUGCAACACAGCACUCCGUCUCGCUGCCCUGCACAUGCACGAGAGACUGGAUAGCUGCGGACUGACCAGGACCUCCAUUAAAGCCAUUACGAAAGAGUUUGGCCUGGACAGCUUCAUUUCUCCGACGCUGUUGAGUAAUAUGAGGGAGAAGGACCUGCGGAAGGCCAUCAGCUACCACCUCAAAAAGAUCCAGUCCUUGCUUGAGCCCCGGCAGAAGGUAAUAUCGGCUUCCCAGGCUCGGCUGGCGUACCUCACUCAGCUGGGGGAGCUCAUUUCAUAUGGGGGGAGAUCCUACUCGGCCACGAUGAUGCUUCAGGAGAGGGAGGUGUUGGUCAGCCUGUUAGUGGGAGCCAAGUACGGGAUGAGUCAGGUCAUCAACCACAAACUCAACGUCAUCUCCACCUUGGUGGAGUUCAGCAGCAUCAGCCGGGUGGAGUUGCUCUCCGAGUCGGACAAAGUCAGUCUCCUGCGCAUCUCGCUGCACGACAUGAAGCCGUUUGCCUUACUGAUGGACUCCCUGGCAGCCAAAGACCUAGCAUGUCUGCUGGGGGGCUACUGCAAACUCCUGGUGGACCCCGGCCUCAGUGUCUUCCGUAUGGGGCGCCCCAAAGUGAGGGUGCACCGCAUUCCAGCUGAAGAAGGUGUGUGUGGGAAGUUCGCCGUGGUAGAGGGCGUGUGCUAUGAAACCCUAUCAAGAUACGUGUCCCGCUGCUGUAGCGACUUGGAUGACUCAACCGACGAGGACGACCCGAUGGACUCGCAGAAUUACAAACACCCUGACCCAGCGAGUCAAGACUGGGAGGAGAGACGGCGAGAGGAGCAGGAAAAGAGGAGAGAAGAGGAUAGGAAAGAGAGGGAGGAGCACAAAGGCAAGCAGGAAGUGAAGAUAAUUGUGACGACGGACGGUAAGGACUACGAGGGAGAAGAGGACGGAGGUGCAACGGGAAGUGGUCCGCGUAAAUUGAGUGUGAUGGACGAGGAGAUGAACUUAAAGACCACCUGGUAUCACACCGAUCCACGGGUCACCAGCAGCUUUUCCAGCUUGUCCAGCAGCUCGUUGAGCGCUGCGCUCGAUGAGAAAAGCCCUCCUUAUCCCGAUGCAUCACAACCUUCAGAUGCUCACCAACCCUAUCUGCUGGAACCAAAACGCCACCAAGGCCCGUCAAGACCCACCAACCUCAACUACAGGGCCAAUGACAACGCUUGUCUCUGCUUUGCUGAUCUCUCUAAAGCCGCUUUCCUCUCAAGCCCGUCUGGGGCUACCAGUGACGAUGAUGAGGACGAAGAGGAUGAGGAGGAAGAGCAGGGAAGGGAGGUACUGAGACGCAUUUCUAAGAUCCCCAGUUCGAGAGAUCUCCGAAUGAUUGACAGCACGCCUUUUGACUCAACGCCUAUUAAGCGAAAGAAGAAAACCCCUCCCAAAGUCCCGGUGAGAACCAGUUCCAUUCCAGGCCACAAAGCACAGCAGGCAGAGCAGCGCCUCUCCAAGGAUGAGGAGUGUCUCUUCCAAACUCCGUCCCCCAACCUCAAAACUGAUUUCUCGGUCAAGGAGAAUGCAUCUGAGUCGGAUGAAGAGUUUUUUGAUGCACAGGAGAGAUUCACUCCUCCAGUUCCCGAUCUUUCAGACGUAGAGCUGGCCGACCGGCGGAACGCGAACCGGUUGAGCGGAACGUGGAAUUCCCUUCCAGCUGCCGCGGGAAAAGAGCCAUCCUCGCCCCUUUCCAAAAAGAUGCAACCUUGUAAAAUCAAGAAAGAGGAUGUAAAAGGUCCCACAAAUAUAGUUAGGAACCUCGUUGGCAGAGCAAAAGCCGCUGAGAGACAUGACGUUAAAUCCAAACCGCCAUUAGCACCUAAACCCCAGCUGCCUCCCAAGCCUCAGAUUAUACCAGCCAAGUCUCCAAAGCGUGGGAAAUCAUACGCCCACUGCAAUGGGGACACCUCUGGACGUAUGUCUUCCAACCUCUUGGAGAUGGAGCCAGACACUAUGGAGUUCAAGUCGGUCACAUACGGUACGGGUGGCUUACCUCUGAUCACAGCAGUGCGAUGUAGCAAGCAGCCAUUACCCAUCACUGCGCUACAAACCGAGGACAAGGGGAGACCGGCAAAUGAGAACGAAGGACAUGGGAUCCCUGCAAAAACGCCAGCAAAUAUCCCUCGCUCUAAUUCCGGUACGAAGUUGUCUACCCCUCCUCCAGUACCACCUAAACCUACUUCUCCAAAGAUUUUCCACCCUUUAUCAUUACCCGCCAGCUCUCCGGUCUCCCCAACGGAUCCGGACAAAGGGGUCUUUACAGACGGCGCAAGUCCACCAAAUGGGAUUCACCCUUGGAGCAGCCGCAAUGGCAGCGUCCAGUCGGGUCCCAGGAGGGUCUCGGUGAGCCACGAAAGCCUGUCACCCAAAAACACAGAAACAUCAAUUGCCACUUCGCUCACCUCAAGCAACUCCAAAGGCCAGGCGAGUAGAGAAGAGCACAGAUCUGGGUCUGGCUCAGAUCUGAGGUGCAGCUCUUCCAGCCUCGGAGGCCGGCUGCCGGCCUCUGCCCUGAGAGGGAAGAUCCAGGCUCUUCCUUGGUACAUGACUCGCUCCCAGGAGAUUUUAGGGACCCUGGACUAUCCCUCCACCAGCUCUAUAAACGGAGACACAUCCGGGUUCGGCUCUGGUUUGUCAGUAGCAAGCGGUAUGUCCGACAUUAACAAGACCCCUGUGAAAGACAAAGAAACAGUGGCCUCGAAAUCAGGCAAUAGAGGGAAUAUAUUAGAGGAUGGAGCUGAGGUCGUCAUAGCAACCAUUAAGGAGGCUGAGGAAUUGAGCUCAUACUUGAGAAAGGUCAGCGGGACCAACGGAUCACAUCCUAAUCUGAAUUUCACAGGGAACAGUUCGCACAGUGUUUCAUCCGAACAGCCUCAGUCGCGGUGCCACUCGGCAGUGGGAAUGGGGGGCAUUUCGAACAUGCAGCUCGGGGGAGACUCGCCGACCCCUUCCGUCGAGGAUGGCACGCCUCCGCAGCAUCAGCGGGAGGCCUGUGGCUGCCAUACCGUCUACGCCAACUGCUUCAGCGGCGACACGGAGGAUGGCAUCAGCUUCGACGAGGAGCUGACCGUCUACGAGUUCUCCCGUCGCACGCGCCCAAAGACGGCGAGACCCCCUCCCGUCCCUUCCCCCACCAUACCCCCUCCGAAUCCCAAUAUCUUGUCUCUGCUAAAGGACAACCCUCGCCCACUGUCCACCUUCUCCACUGCCUCCUCUGAGCUCAGUCCCUUAGUCUCCUGUCCCGUGUCUCCCACAACCUCGCUUGGGGGUCCUCUACGCUCCCUCACCAACAAGAACUACGGCGGCCUGAAAGGAGGUUUCGCCUCCCUGCGACAUGAUAUAGAUCAGCUUUUGUUGGUCUUAGAGCACACAAACAAGAUGGAGGCCGACCAGAACCACAACGGUUCUGAUGGCGACAGUACGGAAAGAUGUUGCAUGGGAUCCAGCCCCACCAGCAUGACGGAGGCUGAGAGAACUCUUCUCCAAGCGGAGGCUCGACGCCUGGCGUCCGGGUGUCAGCGGGCUACUCGUGUAGGCUGGGCUCCCGACGAAGCCCUGCGGUCUUUAUCCAACAGCUUCGGCGCGUUGGUUCAGCUCUCGGCAGCUUGCAUGCGAACCAGUCCGUGCCCCGGUUGCGACAGCUGCCGUAACUCCAGCACGGUCCUCACGAGGGACCACGGCGACGACAACCAGGAGCCCAUGGACAAGUUGAAAGAAAUCGUGGCUCUGUACCGCGAGUUCGUCGGGGCUGUGGAGACAGCCGGAACUGGGGGUAGGAGCGUGGGCCUGAACGGGUCUGGACAGAGCCAAGGGGAAGGUGACGGCGUGAGGCUGCUGGCCAAACGCUGCACUGUACUUAUUUCCUCGGUGUUUGCGCUCACACAACUCUUCCGGACGCCCACAUUAGUCGCCCCUGAUACUCCCAGCGGUGUACCGCUCAAUUUUUAAGCCCGUGACAGACUGUUAACCUCAGAGGUGCGAGGGGGAGUUAUGCGGAUGGUUUGUACAGUAAGUGCCAUGCACAGCACUUGGCACAUAUCUACAUAACCCCGCCCACAAAACCCCAAACGACAGAGAGGAAACUUUGCCCGGCCUCUUUGUAGAUGCAUACGUACUAUGCAUUUGUACAUAGGAGUUUUAUAACUCUUAUAUUUCCCUUAUUUUAUUACAAUAUGUAUGUAAGGAUGGAUUGCCCGUGUAUGUAUUUAUGUAUUUAUUUUUUACAACAAUUGCACCGUGGUCUAUGAUGUUCAGGUCUCUGGGGGUUAAAAAAAAAAUGGAAAAAAAUCUUUGGACGUCACUGGAAUUUUCAUUUUUCCUCGUAUUAUAUUAGCGUCUGCUGCUUUGAAGAGUCCUCCGCUACUCUACAAGGUGUAAUCUGUAAAUCAGGGGUGCCCGUUACGUCGAUCGCGAGCUACCGCUCGACGGUGGGAGGGUGUGUCAGGCAUUAAAAAAAAACAGACCUAAAAAUUUGCGAUCAUCAAUCGUCACUAAGACGUCACUUGAUUGAAAUUCAUGGCACCCGAGGGUGCCUCAAAAUCAUCCAUCUUCUUCCGCUUAUCUGAUGUCUGGUCGCGGGGGAAGCCCAGACUUCCCUCUCCCCGGCCUCUUGGUCCAGCUCUUCCCGGGGGAUCCCGAGGCGUUCCCAGGCCAGCCGGGAGACAUAGUCUUCCCAACAUGUCCUGGGUCUUCCCUGUGGCCUCCUACCGGUCGGAUGUGCCCUAAAAACCUCCCUAGGGAGGAGUUCUGGUGGCAUCCUGACCAGAUGACCGAACCACCUCAUCUGGCUCCUCUCCAUGUGAAGGAUCAGCGGCUUUAUUUUGUGCUUCUCACCCUAUCUCUAAGGGAGAGCCCCGCCACACGGCGGAGGAAACUCAUUUCGGCCGCUUGUACCCGUUAUCUUGUCCUUUCGGUCACAAUCCCAAAGCUCAUGACCAUAGGUGAGGAUGGGAAUGUAGAUCGACCGGUAAAUUGAGAGCUUUGCCUUCCGGCUCAGCUCCUUCUUCACCACAACGGAUCGAUACAGCGUCCGGAUUACUGAAGAUACCGCACCAAUCCGCCUGUCGACAUCACGAUCCAUUCUUCAAUUUUUAGGAAAAAAUGACCGACAGGAAGGCGAUAGACUGACUGCACAGUUCGUGUCUUGACAAUAAAAGCGCUACCUUAUCCUGCCUGCGCUAACAAAAUAAGAGUCUCAGAAAGCAGGCGUGCAGAAGCGAACAAACUACGAAUAAUGUAUUUCUUGUAAAGUGUUUAAAAAGGAGUAUCUAAGCAGGACAAAUAAGAUGGCAAAAAGCAACCACUUUCAUGUGGUAUUGGACAGAAAUUAGGACUUUUUUUCUCCUCCGUUUCAAAAUGUGGACGUUAUCAUCACUACUGUCUGAUUCCAAUCAAUGUGAGUCAUUGGAAUCAGGUAAUACACCAUCAUAUAUUCUUGUCUUCAUGAAAGAAAAGGGAUGUUAAACAUGCUUCCAUCCAUCCAUCCAUCUUUUUCCGCUUAUCCGAGGUCGGGUCGUGGGGGCAACAGCCUAAGCAGGGAAACCCAGACUUCCCUCUCCCCAGCCACUUCGUCUAGCUCUUCCCGGGGGAUCCCGAGGGGUUCCCAGGCCAGCCGGGAGACAUAGUCUUCCCAACAUGUCCUGGGUCUUCCCCGUGGCCUCCUACCGGUCGGAUGUGCCCUAAAAACCUCCGUAGGGAGGAGUUCUGGUGGCAUCCUGACCAGAUGACCGAACCACCUCAUCUGGUUCCUCUCGAUGUGGAGGAGCAGCGGCUUUAUUUUGUGCUUCUCACCCUAUCUCUAAGGGAGAGCCCCAAACUCAUUUUGGCCGCUUGUACCCGUGAUCUUGUCCUUUCGGUCACAAUCCCAAAGCUCAUGACCAUAGGUGAGGAUGGGAACGUAGAUCGACCGGUAAAUUGAGAGCUUUGCCUUCCGGCUCAGCUCCUUCUUCACCACAACGGAUCGAUACAGCGUCCGCAAGAUACCGCACCAAUCCGCCUUUCGACAUCGCGAUCCAUUCUUCAAUUUUUAGGAAAAAAUGACCGACAGGAAGGCGAAAAACACUUUUUUUUUAAAUUUCAACAGACUCGAGCGCCGUACAUGCCGUCAAAACUCUAAAGACUGACUGCACAGUUCGUGUCUUGACAAUAAAAGCGCUGCUUCAUCCUGCCUGCGCUAACAAAAUAAGAGUCUCAGAAAGCUGGCGUCCACAAGCGAACAAGCUACAUAUAAUGUAUUUCUUGUAAAGUGUUUGAAAAGGAGUAUCUAAGCAGGACAAAUAAGAUGCCAAAAAGCAACCACUUUCAUGUGGUAUUGGACAGAAAUUAGGACUUUUUUUCUCCUCCGUUUCAAAAUGUGGACGUUUUCAUCACUACUGUCUGAUUCCAAUCAAUGCGAGUCAUUGGAAUCAGGUAAUACACCAACUUAUAUUCUUGUCUUCAUGAAAGAAAAGGAAUGUUAAAUAUGCUUGUAUUAUCAUUAAAGUCACACACACACACACUGGGUGUGGCAAAAUUAUUCUCUGCAUUCGGCCCAUCACCCUUGAUCACCCCCUGGGAGGUGAGGAGAGCAGUGAGCAGCAGCGGUGGCCGCGCCCGUGAAUCAUUUUUGGUGAUUUAACCCCCAAUUCCAACCUUUGAUACUGAGUGCCAAGCAGGGAGGUAAUGGCUCCCAUUUUUAUAGUCUUUGGUAUGACUCAGGACUUUCUAACCCAGGGGUCACCAACGCGGUGCCCGCGGGCACCAGGUCGCCCGCAAGGACCAGAUGAGUCGCCCGCUGGCCUGUUCUAAAAAUAGCUCAUAUAGCAGCACUUACCAGUGAGCUGCAUCAAUUUUUUAAAUUUUAUUUAUUUACUAGCAAGCUGGUCUCGCUUUGCUCGACAUUUUUAAUUCUAAGAGAGACAAAACUCAAAUAGAAUUUGAAAAUCCAAGAAAAUAUUUUAAAGACUUGGUCUUCACUUGUUUAAAUAAAUUCAUUUAUUUUUUUUACUUUGCUUCUUAUAACUUUCAGAAAGACAAUUUUAGAGAAAAAAUACAACCUUAAAAAUGAUUUUAUGAUUUUUAAACAUUUACCUUUUAAAUUCCUUCCUCUUCUUUCCUGACAAUUUAAAUCAAUGUUCAAGUAAUUUUUUUCAUUUUUUUAUUGUAAAGAAUAAUAAAUCAAUUUUAAUUUGAUUCUUCAUUUUAGCUUCUGUUUUUUUCGACGAAGAAUAUUUGUGAAAUAUUUCUUCAAAUUUAUGAUUAAAAUUCCCAAAAAUUAUUGUGGCAAAUCUAGAAAAUCUUUAGAAUCAAAUUGAAAUCUUAUUUCAAAGUCUUUUUAAUUUCUUUAAAACUUUUUGUUCUGGAAAAUCUAGAAGAAAUAAUGAUUUGUUUUUGUUAGAAAUAUAGCUUGGUCCAAUUUGUUAUAUAUUCUAAAAAAAUGCAGAUUGGAUUUUAACCUAUUUAAAACAUGUCAUCAACAUUCUAAAAUCAAUCUUAAUCAGGAAAAAUUACUAAUGAUGUUCCCUAUAUUAUUUUUUUUUUUUUUCAAAAAGAUUUAAAUUAGCUAGUUUUUCCCUUCAUUUUUUUCGGUUGAAUUUAGAAUUUUAAAGAGUCGAAUUUGAAGAUAAACUAUGUUUCAAAAUUUAAUUUUCAUUUUUUUCGUGUUUUCUCCUCUUUUAAACCAUUAAAUUAAGUGUUUUUUUUUCAUCAUUUAUUCUCUACAAAAAAACCUUCCGUAAAUGGAAAAAAAAUGUACCGAUUUAUUUAUUAAAGGUAAAUUGAGCAAAUUGGCUAUUUCUGGCAAUUUAUUUAAAUGUGUAUCAAACUGGUAGCCCUUCGCAUUAAUCAGUACCCAAGAAGAAGCUCUUGGUUUCAAAAAGGUUGGUGACCCCUGCUUUAACCACUAGACUAAACACCUUUAAGUUGUUAACAAAAACUCCCUUUCAUAAAUAAAUAAAUAUGGGAUCCACUCUGCCGAUAAGUGCUUUAACAGAAAUUAUCGGUAUCGGUUUCCAAAAGUAAAAUUUAUGACUUAUUAAAAUGCCGCUGUGAACACGAACGUAGGGAAAAGUACAGAGCGCCAAAAAACCUUAAAGGCACUGCCUUUGCGUGCCGGCCCAACCACAUAAUAUCUACGGCUUUUCACACAGACAAGUGAAUGCAAAGCAUACUUGGUCAACAGCCAUACAGGUCACACUGAGGGUGGCCGUAGAAACAACUUUAACACCGUUACAAAUAUGUGUCACAGUGUGAACCCACACCAAACAAGAAUGAAAAACACAUUUCGGGAGAACAUCCGCACCGUAACACAACAUAAACACAACAGGACAAAUACCCAGAAUCCCCUUGCAGCACUGGCUCUUCCCCCCAAACCCUGCCCACCUCAACCUCCUCAUGCUCUCUCUGGGAGAGCAUGUCCCAAAUUCCAAUAAUGCACUUUGUGACUUUAAUAAUAAAUAUGGCAGUGCCAUGUUGGCAUUUUUUUUUUCCAUAACUUGAGUUGAUUUAUUUUGGAAAACCUUGUUACAUUGUUUAAUGCAUCCAGCGGGGCAUCACAACAAAAUUAGGCAUAAUAAUGUGUUAAUUCCAAAACUUUAUAUAUCGGUAUCGGUAAUUAAGAGUUGGAUGAUAUCGGCAAAAAAGCCAUUAUCGGACAUCACUAUAAAUAAACGAUACAUAUGAAUGAGGUAGAUCCUCUCGACUUGGUCAAGGGAAAAGUAGCUCGCUUGCAGAAAAAGUUUGGGCACCCCUGAUGUUAAUGGUCACCUUUUUUUUCCCCCAUAUUUUGCUUUUCAAAAAUGCACAAAAAGGAACCGGUUACAUUUUCCAUGUGCAGGUUGGCACCUAUUUCAAGGAUUUUUCUUUGUCAACACGACAGUCGCUUAUGACGGUACCGUUACAAAUCAGGGAGCGUACUUCCGACUGUUACAGAUUGCACCUUUUUUUUAUAAGACCUUGUGUUAUAAGUGUUGUUGUUUUUUCUACAAUUUCCCUGUCGCAUCUCUGAAACACAUCCACAAACAUUAUGCAGUAUUACGAUCUAGUUUGCAUCCAAAGGACAGUAUAUAUAUAUAUAUAUAUAUAUAUAUAUA